Saimiri boliviensis boliviensis (Bolivian squirrel monkey) is the source of this 1933-nucleotide messenger RNA. It is a transcript of the gene CMTM3, whose product is annotated as CKLF like MARVEL transmembrane domain containing 3. The record is from RefSeq and is a predicted model, not a curated record. Gene Ontology annotation, cellular component: membrane. NCBI's taxonomy places the organism in Eukaryota, Metazoa, Chordata, Mammalia, Primates, Cebidae.
GGGCGGGGCGGCGGGGGAUGCGCCUCUGCUCUCCAGCCAGUGUCGCCUGCCCUCCUUCCGCACAGCCCGCGUUUCCGCUUCCCUCCGGGCUUGGGGAGAGGGGAGCCAGGCAGAGCCCGGGCCCUGCAGCCGCCGCUGCCACCGCCAUGUGGCCCCCGGACCCCGACCCCGACCCCGACCCAGACCCCGAGCCCGCAGGCGGCUCCCGAUCCGGCCCAGUAGUCCCGGGGCUCCGCGCCCUGCUGCCGGCGCGUGCCUUCCUCUGCUCGCUCAAAGGCCGCCUCCUGCUGGCCGAGUCGGGUCUCUCGUUCAUCACUUUCAUCUGCUACGUGGCGUCCUCAGCAUCUGCCUUCCUCACAGCACCUCUGCUGGAGUUCCUGCUGGCCUUGUACUUCCUCUUUGCUGAUGCCAUGCAGCUGAAUGACAAGUGGCAGGGCUUGUGCUGGCCCAUGAUGGACUUCCUGCGCUGUGUCACCGCAGCCCUCAUCUAUUUUGCCAUCUCCAUCACGGCCGUCGCCAAGUACUCAGAUGGGGCUUCCAAAGCCGCUGGGGUGUUUGGCUUCUUUGCCACCAUCGUGUUUGCAAUUGACUUCUACCUGAUCUUUAACGAAGUGGCCAAAUUCCUCAAACAAGGGGACUCUGCAGAUGAGACCACAGCGCACAAGACAGAAGAAGAGAAUUCUGACUCGGACUCCGACUGACAGCCUGGUGGUGCCCUGGCAACCUGAGCCACACAGGCCUCCACCCAUGCACCACACAGGGAACGCUGACAUUGGAGGGGAGGCCCGGACUUCUGAGUUGCAGAGCGGGUUGCAGACACGGCAGGCCCCCAGAGCCUCAGGUCCUGCUUCAGCCCAGCCUACCAGCCUUGCCCCUCAGCUCAGCACUGUUGACCAUGCUGUGCAUGGGGGCAUCUUGGGUAUCCCACCCCUUCUCCCCAUUUCUGUCCCACAGGCCUUCAGCCCUUCAACCUUUCUGACAAAAACCAGCACAAGGAGUCAAAGCAGAGCCUUGUCUCCACCUGGGCAGCAGGCAGUCCACACUGCUAGUUGGCAGGGGUCAGGGGAGGUCUUCUGUGUUUCACUAACAGGAACAAAGACAGAAACUUGACAGGGCUGCCACACCAGGCCCAGUGGGUUUGUCUGCAUUUAGUGCUUCUGCCCACGCCAGGCACUUUGGUGACAAUGGCCCAAGAAUCUUUGGUUCAAGGAACACCAGUUCCUCUUCAUUCCUGAAGCAGGGAGAAACUGACCUUCGCUUUAUCGCCUAGGAGAGUGUGGGGCUCGGCACCCAGAACUGACACCAACCACCCUUGGAAACCAUGUCUUCUGGGAGUGAGAUGACCAUUCUGGGUCUAACACUGUUUAAAGAAGAGCUCAUAGACUGACUGAUCCCAAAGACAGAGGGUACCAAACAGUGAUGUCACGGUGGCAGUGUCACAGGGAGCUGGGCGGGCCCAGCCAAACCCUCCUUCUUCCUAGAGCCCAGACAGCAGGCAAGAGUUCCUGGGACCCUCAGGACGGUGAACUUCCAGACCCCAGAGCAGGUCUAUGGUCCACGCCGGGAGAUGAUACCAGCCUUCUGUGUUCACCUAAGGACUUAUACUGUGUAUCUGUCUUUGAUGGACUUUUAUAACUUUUUAUAUUUUUUUUAAUACAAAAGCAGCUUCUUAACAGAUGGCAUUUUCUGUGACUCUAGGCCUUUUGAAGGAGCCAGAGUUUGGAGCAUUUAUGGCCUUAUUCUCUUGCAUGUGAAUCUCUUACUCUGAAAAAAAGCCAUAAUGAAUGAAACCAGACUGACCACUUGCUUGGAGUGUGUGUUUGAAAAACCAGAGCAAUACUGUCUGGUAUCAUGUCAGGUUCGAUACCAACUGGCAACACCGGUGUGGAUCCUGACAGCCUUCAGUCUUAGCAACAAUACAUAUGAAAUCUGA